Pungitius pungitius (ninespine stickleback) is the source of this 3710-nucleotide messenger RNA. It is a transcript of the gene gpd2, whose product is annotated as glycerol-3-phosphate dehydrogenase 2 (mitochondrial). Gene Ontology annotation, cellular component: glycerol-3-phosphate dehydrogenase (FAD) complex; mitochondrion. The transcript is spliced from 17 exons. The record is from RefSeq and is a predicted model, not a curated record. Bases 636 to 2444 code for a protein of 602 amino acids. Gene Ontology annotation, biological process: glycerol-3-phosphate metabolic process. Lineage: Eukaryota; Metazoa; Chordata; Actinopteri; Perciformes; Gasterosteidae. Gene Ontology annotation, molecular function: glycerol-3-phosphate dehydrogenase (quinone) activity; calcium ion binding.
GGACGAUGGCGUUCAGGAGGGCUCUGAAACGCACGGCCGCCGUCGGCGGGGGGGUCGUCGUCGGCGCGUUCGGCCUGUCGCAGCUCAUCGAGUACAAGAAGACGCAGAGCAGAGUUCAGGCUUCAUGCUAAGCUACGUUAGCCGUGCGGAUGUGGAACCUCUGGGCCUGGUGGCGUUCGAAGGGGACGAGCAGCUGUGUUCCCUCCGGACCUCAAAGCCUAUUUUAAGCAAAGCCACACCACCACAUACCAGACUUUAUUCGACUGUGCAACCUAAUGUGAACUUGUUGUUGUUUUUUUGUCCUGAUGGGAUAAUGUCGUCUCUUGCCCACCGCCGUCCUCUCCACCAAGCAUGGAUUGGCCCAGCUGGCCCGCGUGGCUGCAGAAGCGGAUCUGAGGGUUCCCUUCGCCGACGAGCUCCCCUCCCGGCGGGCCCAGCUCGCCGCGCUGCAGAGCGGCGAGGAGUUUGACGUCCUGGUGGUCGGAGGCGGGGCCACGGGGGCGGGGUGUGCCUUAGACGCCGUCACACGCAACCUGAAGACGGCGCUGGUGGAGAGGAGCGACUUCUCGUCGGGGACGAGCAGCCGCAGCACCAAGCUGCUGCACGGGGGGGUCCGCUACCUGCAGAAGGCCAUCAUGCAGCUGGACUACGAACAGUACAUGAUGGUGAAGGAGGCCCUCCACGAGCGAGCCAACCUGCUGGAGAUCGCACCUCACCUGUCCGCGCCGCUGCCCAUCAUGCUCCCCGUGUACAGAUGGUGGCAGCUGCCGUACUACUGGGCCGGCAUCAAGAUGUACGACCUGGUGGCCGGGAUCCAGAACCUGAAGAGCAGCUACGUCCUCAGCAAGGCCUCGGCCCUGGAGCGCUUCCCCAUGCUCAACAAGGACAAGCUGGUGGGAGCCAUCGUCUACUACGACGGGCAGCACAAUGACGCCCGCAUGAACCUGGCCAUCGCCAUCAGCGCCGCCCGCCACGGCGCCGCCGUCGCCAACUACACGGAGGUGGUGCGCCUGCUGAAGGCCAAGGACCCGCAGGGCGGCGAGGAGGAGAAGGUGUGCGGCGCCCGCUGCCGGGACGUGGUCACGGGACAAGAGUUCGACGUGAAGGCCAAGUGCGUGAUCAACGCCACGGGACCCUUCACGGACUCCCUGAGGAAGAUGGACAACCAGGAGACCAAGAACAUCUGCCAGCCCAGCGCCGGCGUUCACAUCGUCAUCCCCGGCUACUACAGCCCUGACAACAUGGGUCUGCUGGACCCGUCCACGAGCGACGGGCGCGUCAUCUUCUUCCUGCCCUGGGAGAAGAUGACCAUCGCCGGGACGACCGACUCGCCCACCAGCGUGACGGCCCACCCCAUCCCGGGGGAGGACGACAUCAACUUCAUCCUGAGGGAGAUCCGCAACUACCUGAGCCCCGACGUAGAAGUGCGCCGAGGAGACGUGCUGGCGGCGUGGAGCGGCAUCCGCCCGCUGGUGACCGACCCAAACUCCAAGGACACCCAGUCCAUCUGCAGGAACCACAUCGUCAGCAUCAGCGCCAGCGGACUGGUCACCAUCGCCGGUGGGAAGUGGACCACCUACAGGUCCAUGGCCGAGGAGACUCUGGACGCCGCCGUCAAGACCCACGGCCUCUCGGCGGAGCCCUGCAAGACCGUGGGCCUGAUGCUGGAGGGCGCCAAGGGCUGGACGCCCACGCUCUACAUCCGCCUGGUGCAGGACUACGGCCUGGAGAACGAGGUCGCUCAGCACCUGGCCUCCACCUACGGGGGGAAGGCCUUCGACGUGGCCAAGAUGGCAAAGGUCACCGGGCAGAGGUGGCCCAUCGUGGGCAAAAGACUGGUGUCCGAGUUCCCUUACAUCGAGGGCGAGGUGCUGUACGCCAUCAAGGAGUACGCCUGCACGGCCAUCGACGUCAUCGCCCGGCGGACGCGGCUGGGCUUCCUCAACGUGCAGGCGGCCGACGAGGCGCUGCCGCGCAUCGUGCAGAUCAUGGGGAAGGAGCUGGGCUGGAGCGAGGAGCAGAAGACGACGGAGCUGGAAGCAGCCAGGAAGUUCUUGUACCUGGAGAUGGGCUACAGGUCUCGCUCCGAGCAGCUGACCAAGACGUCGGAGAUCAACCUGGACAACCAGGAAGUCGCCAGGUACAAGAAACGGUUCCAUAAGUUCGACAAAGAGAGCAAAGGAUUCAUCACCACUGUGGACGUCCAGCAGGUCUUGGAGAGCAUCAAUGUCACCAUUGAUGAAAAUGCGCUUCAUGAAAUCCUCAACGAGGUCGACCUCAACAAGAACGGACAAGUGGAGAUUGACGAGUUCAUGCAGCUGAUGAGCGCGGUGAAGAAGGGACAAGUGUCCGACAGCCGCCUGGCCAUCCUGAUGAAGGCGGCGGAGGAGACGCUGAACACCAGGGGGCCCGUGACGGUGGACCGCAGCGGCGGCGGGUUCUGAGCCCCACGCAGAGACGAGAGAUGACACUGAGCCCGGCCGAAUCAAGCGCCCCUCCUGAGCGUGCUGCGGGGGGGGGGGGGGACGGAAGCUAAAGAGGGGGGCGGAGGUUUGUUUCCUCAACAUCUGGUGCCUCCGAUGCUCCUCAGCACAUCUGUCUUCUGACCGUUUGCUUUGUCCUCUGCGAAGCUCCUUUUUGAACUUGAUCAGUGAGACGCUGAUUGUUGCUCCGUGUGCUGCAGCUGUCAUUUGGGUUUUGCUUCAUCUUACGGCUCCAAUUAUUCUGAAUAAUUCUAAGAAACGUUCAAUACAAACGUUGACUUGAACAAGUGAGCCAGUCACUAAUUCUAAGAACCACGGGCCCCUCAAGUAAAGCCCAACGGAGCUUUGCACUGUAUUGUUCUGCUGCUUUACAAGUACUCACCAGGUAAUAUCGAAUGGUUCUGAAGGCACUGAAGUGACUUCCUCUGCUCUAAUUUAGCUUUUAUUGCACUCUGAGCAAACUGAUUCUGUGCUUUCUAGCUUUAGUGAGGAUGUGCGUUUUAAUCUGCUAUUUCCAUAAAUAUAUAAAUAUAUAUUUGUCCUUUUUGCUUAUGUAACUGCAGCCAAAUAGAGACUGAAAUACGUUUCCACAGAUGGAAAUAAGUUGCUUGAGCUAGAUUUCAUUUGUUUUUUAAUCAUUUGCAUGCUUUAUAAAGCAACAUAUUUAUUUUUACAAAGUGCAUUUCACGUGCAGUUUAUUCCCGUACUACUCGUGGCUGUUUGCUGUAUUGCUGCAUGCUAUCGGCAGAUCAUUUCAUUGUUUGUGUGACACUAAUGUUGCAUUUGUUUGGGAUUUCCUUCACUGUGCCUCGAUGUGCCUGAGAUCAAGGAGCCAGCGGCUUCACGAUGCCUCGCUCCAUGUUCACAAACUACUCUUCUAUCGUACGAACCAAUUUGGGGGGUUCCUGAAUAGAGGUCCCGACGUGCUGCCAUGUUGGAGGGGUUGACAGUAGGUCAAAGGUCAAAUUUAGAUUUGCUUAUGCGGUUAAACCAUCAACUUGUGUGAGGAAAGAGAUAAAAGUUCCUGUCCAUAGUUCAGAUACAUAUUUCCACAGCUCCCACCUUUGAAAACGAAAGCAAACCUGAGAUUUCCUUCCUCCAACGUGGCAGUGAUCGCAGGUUUAGAGGUUUUUAUACUGUACAACACUGUCCUGACUGCCUUUUUAUUACGCUUUAUGAUUAACUACUUGGAUUUAUUGUUAUGCAGUAAACAAUCAUUCCACAAUG